UAUACAUCGCGGAAGGUAGCAAAUCUUUACAUUCUUGAGAUUGAGAAUUUUUGAGAUUUCCAUUUUUCGAUCUUUAGAUUCAAUUUUCAGAAGAUCUUAGAUGUUUAUGUUUUACUAUUCUGGAGUACGAGGAGUAGAUCUUUUACUAUAUUCUAGAAUACAACAAGUAGGAGGAGGAGUCCUUUUUUAUGUUCAUUUUCUAUUACAACGUGUAUCAUCUCAAGUAGCUCAAGCUCAACAUGAAUCAUCGAACUCUUUUGUUUUCCCCAUUUGCUGUAUCUGUUCCUGUUUCCCGUAACCCCUAAACGUUCUUUUUAAGGUCUGGUACUCUUUCCAAUUCGAUAUGUGAACAUGGCAAAGGCCAAGCCGAAAGAGAUCGCAUCCUGGGCAGAAUUCUGUUGGGCAAUGAACUUUUUGUUAAGGCAAGGAAAUUGACAUGGAAUGUGGGUUGAUGUGAUAGCUAGCUUGGGUUGAGGUGGAUACUACAUGAGCAUGAGAUCUGCGUAUGGCAAAGUAAUUAGCAUUUUUGAUGAAGGUAAAAAUUGGAUUUAGAUAUUCUAUAAAUAUCUAGUUCCUUCACCCUCUUCAUCCUUGAAGUUCAGGAGGUUCUUUCUCAUUUAGCGCAGCAUGCACCAAAUUCUAAUCUCUGGCUUCGUGUACUUUCUUUUGCUGGCGGCAGACUUUCACAGUGGAGGCAA
Molecule: messenger RNA, 698 nt
Organism: Amoebophrya sp. A25
Lineage: Eukaryota; Dinophyceae; Syndiniales; Amoebophryaceae
Source: the annotation of a GenBank genome assembly